Molecule: messenger RNA, 5658 nt
Organism: Myxocyprinus asiaticus (Chinese sucker)
Lineage: Eukaryota; Metazoa; Chordata; Actinopteri; Cypriniformes; Catostomidae
Product: polypeptide N-acetylgalactosaminyltransferase 12-like
Exons: 10
Coding region: 922-2667 (581 amino acids)
Cellular component (GO): Golgi apparatus
Source: RefSeq, a predicted model, not a curated record
UGCAGAGCUACAGAUAAGAACUUAAGAAAGUCAAAAGGAAGUGUUAUGUUGCAUUUAAACUGUCAAAGCAUACGAUAAAGAGUUUGGCUUCUUUCCAAAUGAAAAUUAGUAACUGUUUGCUCUCUGUUCCUUCACCGUCUGUUUAACUUCCAGUACACUUAUUUAUCAUACGCGCGUUCAGCUUGUGCGCUCAAAAUACAAUAUUUCACUUAUUAAUAGCAAAGUGUGAGCACUUUCAUGUACUUGGCAUUCACAUCUCGGCAUACAGAUGCUUAUAUUGUGGUGACGCGCACUAAAUGGAUUUGGAUUAGCGCUGAUGUCACAGUGUGUAACCCCUUUGAAGACUGUGUGAUUUCACCUGGAUUCCUGUCUCGUCCAGUUCUACAGGUUUUAUCUAGUAAAACAGCCAGUGCUAAUCUGAUCGGGCAAAUCCAUCUCUAUAUCGAUCUACAGACCUGCGAGAUUUGCCACUUCGUGGCUGUUGCUUAAAACAUAGUAAGCUUCCUACCUAGACAACACUUACAAUACUCAUGGGCGUCACAGGUGCGUAUUUUUUGCGCAUUGUAAGGCGCUCAAUCAGAACUCCAAAGAAUGCGCAAAACCAACGCGCUUAUGAUGUUCGAAAAUGCUGUCUAGAUAGUUUACGCGGUUUUGAGACAGCCAAUAUUUCAACAGUUGGUUUCAGCCACUCACUAAAUGAACAACAAGCCAACUUUCACUUUGCUCGGAUAAUAUAGAUUUCCUGCCAUCUAUAAUUAGUUUCCCCACCACUGUAAUCGAUUUUCAAAUUAAAUCUGGCACUUUGUAAACAUGGUGUCUUCUUAGUUAGGCGACUGCGAACUUCUCUUGAACUUCUCAUGAGAUUGAGCUUUGGAUGACAAACCAUUUAAAGGAAACCAAGCAGCCCAGAGAGGAUACAUUAUGGCAUUAUAUGGCAGACGGAGUCGGUCCAAGUUAAUUCUGUGCAUUCUCGGAGCUUUUGUUGCGGGAUAUUUAAUAUUUCCUAAGGACGUUCAGACUCCAAGCGAUGUCGGGUUGGCGAAUCGAAGAGAAGUGCCAGUCGUGGAGCGCAGUAAUGUGGACGUUGAGUUUUUAAAGAGACCUGUUUAUGAGAAGCCUCCUCUGGAUAUUAAUGCAUUGGGGGAGAUGGGCAGAGCUGUCAUACUGGACCUGAAAGAUGAAGAGAAGCAAGAGCAGGAAGAGAGUAUCAAAAAACAUCAAAUAAACACUUAUGUCAGCGAUAAAAUAUCACUACACCGCCGACUGCCUGAAAGAUGGAACCCAUUAUGUAAAACCCUGAAAUAUGACUACCUGAGCUUGCCCUCAACCUCAGUAGUGAUAGCCUUCUACAAUGAAGCCUGGUCUACACUGCUGCGGACAGUGCACAGUGUCCUGGAGACCUCGCCUGACCUGCUGCUCACUGAAGUGAUACUGGUGGAUGACUACAGUGACAGAGAUCAUUUAAAGGAGCCUCUUGAGAACUACAUUGCCAAUCUCAAAAAGGUGCGUCUUAUCCGAGCGAGAAAGAGAGAGGGUUUAGUGAGGGCACGGCUCCUGGGGGCAUCCAUUGCUACAGGGGAAGUGCUGACCUUCCUGGACUGCCACUGUGAGUGCCAUGAGGGCUGGUUAGAGCCAUUACUCCAGAGAAUAAAGGAGGAGCCAUCUGCUGUGGUUUGUCCAGUUAUAGACGUUAUUGACUGGAACACCUUUCAAUACCUGGGCAACCCUGGAGAACCUCAGAUCGGAGGAUUUGAUUGGCGAUUGGUGUUUACGUGGCACACUGUCCCAGAACAUGAGCAGAAACGCAGAAGUUCCUCCACUGAUGUUAUUAGGUCUCCUACAAUGGCUGGCGGUUUAUUUGCAAUCAAUAAGAAGUACUUCCAUUACCUGGGCACAUAUGACACAGGAAUGGAGGUUUGGGGUGGAGAGAACCUGGAGUUUUCAUUCAGAAUCUGGCAGUGUGGAGGGAGUCUGGAGGUUCACCCUUGCUCGCACGUUGGCCACGUCUUCCCGAAGAAAGCACCAUACUCGAGAAGCAAGGCCUUGGCCAACAGCGUGCGGGCGGCAGAAGUCUGGAUGGAUGUAUACAAAGACAUGUAUUACCAUCGAAACCCGCAUGCCCGUCUGGAGGCAUAUGGCGAUGUGACAGACAGACGGAAACUCAGAAUGCGUCUUGGCUGUAAAGACUUUAAGUGGUUCUUGGAUAACAUCUACCCUGAAAUUCAAGUCCCAGAAGACAGGCCUGGCAUGUUUGGGAUGCUGAAGAAUAAAGGAAUGGCCAACCACUGCUUUGACUACAACCCACCUGAUGAUCAUAAUAUGGCUGGUCACAGGGUCAUUCUUUACCCAUGUCAUGGCAUGGGUCAAAACCAGUUUUUUGAGUACUCCACACUCCAAGAGAUCCGUUACAACACAAGGGAUCCUGCAGGCUGUAUCGUAGCUGAUCCUGUCUCAACCUUCCUUACAAUGCAUCACUGCAGUAAGCCCAGGGAAGCUGUGCCUGAAGACCAGAAGUUUGUCUUCAGAGAGGAUGGCACUUUCUACCACAUUCAGACUCAGCAGUGUGUUGAGGCAGUGCACCGGACUGACACCGGCAGCCCUGGCCCCGCUCUCCGUCCCUGCUCAGACUCUGCCUCCCAGAAGUGGAUCUUUGAAGAGAGAACAUAGCUGCACUUUUUUAAAGGGCAUUUAAUAUGGGCAGAUCUGACUUCACACCAGUUUACUGACCAUUCCACUGUCUUUCUUCUUUGAUUUUAUAGUGCCUUCCUGGUAUAUGACAACACAGGCUGUAUAGAUAACACGAACAUAGAGUAUAUUGCAGUAAAUUGAAAGAAGAGUUCACUCAAAAAUGAAAAUUCUGUCAACAUAUACGAGGAUCAAAACCCAUAUUUUUCUUACGUGAAAAAGGAGGUCCUUGGCAGAAUGACAGCCUCAGUGACAAUUUACUUUUUUUGUAUGAAAGAAAGUUGGUUUUUAGUGCAUUGAAAUUCCUCUCUUAGUCAUUUUUUUAUGUGUCAUGGUGGUCGUCGUCUUUACAUUUUAGGAACACUGUAUUUUUACAGCUUAUUGUAACUUCUAAGUCUUUCUCUAUUCCGACAGACAAUCACUAUCAUUUCACAAGCUUUGAGUUAUUUUAAUCACUCAGUGCUGCCAGCUCCAUCUACUGGUUUCUUACUCCUCCCUCCUAUUCCUGUAGCUUCUAUUUAUAAUUUUUCGCUUGACUAUAUCUAUUUUUUCUUAAGUGACUAUUAUAUUUCAAGAACUCGUCCUUUAUGAUCUGGUUUCUGAUCCAAGUCUCAACACUUGCACUAGGCGCCUCUUGGCAGACUCUUGUAUGCAUUUUUAUGCCAUUUUUGAGUAUUGAGGUUAGGCUCAGAUAAACAGCGACGCUGUCACUGGCAUUCUCUCUACGACCACUAGAUGGUACCAAGUCCUCCAUUUUACUCAAUGUCCUGCGGUGUCCUCCAUCAGCUCAUAUUUACAUGGCUGUAAUUUCAGGAGCUCACAGUGCAGUGAUUCAGAUGCUGGUUUCAGGUUUUCAUACCUAAUUAGAGCUGAAAAAGAGAACAAUGAUUGUUCCUGAUAUAUAAAAGUAGCCUAACUCUUGUAGUCAUGUAUUCUCAAUCAUUGAGGGGAAAAAAGGAGAGAAGUUGAGAUUGUGGUUGCCAAAUUGCUGUAAUUUCACUUUAUAUUCUCCUUUAAUUACAGUGAAGCAAUGCUGAAUAUUCAGUUAGGAGUAUGGGAAUAUAAACCUCUUUUGGACUAAUGUCAUUAAUCAUAAAUUUGUUUGAUUAACUUAUCUCAUUUAUUUAUUACUGCAGUAAUUGCUGGAGUCCUUAUGCAUUGAAGAACAGCUAGUAGAUUUUUAGUUCUUGAUUUUUGUUUACUACAAUGUUUUAAGUGCCUUUUCGUGUGUCUCCUGAAGUAUAAGAGGGCCGUUUGCUUGUUGACCUUUUGUUUUGAUGAGGUUUAUGUAUAGUUUGUUUGUUAUAACUUUUGCUAAACAUAUUAACAUGGACCUGUAAGUUGAUGGGAACACUGAACAUUGACUUUGGGCAAAUUUGUUUACUAUUUCCUUUGAUCAACGUGAUUUCUAUGAGAGCUUGUGACAUGGACUUAAUACUGAACAGAUAUUUCUAUCAGGAAGACUCUCAGACUUGAGUGAAAUUUAAGAUGACAUUUAUUUGAUGAAUAUAAAACAGAAAUGUAAUGUCUCUCUUUGGCGUAAGCCCCGUGUGGCGGUCCGAAGAAGUUGUACUCGGAACGUCAUAUCCUGCCGGAGAUAGGAGGCAGGGCGAGGAGCCUACCCCCGUGCAGGACGGGACUCAACUUGUGGUGGUGGGGUGGUGGAGGUUGCCGUGUUAGCACACCGAAACAGCAAUGUGAUAGAUUGUGAGCAGACUUAUAAAGCAAUGGCUUAAUGUGAUUGGCUAGGAGUUACCUAGCUAAUGGUGCGAUGAUGUACAGCUGCUAGUCUUCCUGCUAGAACUACGCUGCACUUACAUUUCCAGGGCCUCCACAGAUUAGCAAAUGAUUCCUUGAUUAUCUUCAGAUUUAAAUGGGAACCAAUUGUGUUUGCACUGGUAAGGCUUGUCCUAGUUAGUCAAAGCCUAAAAUUGACUGUCAGUGGAUUGGCUUAAAAGGUCAGAUCAAAUGACAACAGCGAUGAUCUUCCAUAUGGAUGGCCAAGAGUCCCAUUGAGACCAUUGUGUUGCACUUAACAUUAUGAUCAAUAAUUUGGUAAUUUCAUUGUGACCUGCUUGAAAUGGAAGUAUAAAACACAAACUUUAUUAUUUUUUAAUGCUUUUUGAUCUUCAAAAACACCCAGUGUUCACCCAUAGUAGUCACAAUGCCCAAAGGAAAUAAAUGGCCAAAAGCAUUGUGUGGUGUUGGUCAUACUGACGGUGAUUUUGCACUUUUCUGCGAUACAUAAAUGGUUUAAUGGUGUUUUUUUAUUGUUUGUUUUUCUUAAAUCCAUAUCUGUGCUGGAAGGAAAUUCAGGUAACUUUAUGCUGUUAUACAAGUGACCUUAACAUAUCAGAAAUGAAGGAAAGGAUUUUUUUUUUUUUUUUUUGUAAAUGGAUUAAUUAUAUACAGUACUGUGCAAAAUUUUUAGGCAUUUGUGAAAAAUGUUGCAUUGUGUGGAUGUCUUCAAAAAUAAUGCCAUAAAUAGUUUUCAUUUAUCAAUUAACAUCAUACAAAGUCUAGUAAACAUAAAACAAGCCAAAUCUAUAUUUGGUGUGAACACCUUUGCUUUCAAAACAGCACCAAUUAUCAUAGGCACACUUGGACACAGUUUUCCUUGGUUGUUGGCAGAUAGGAUGUUCCAUACUUCUUGGAGAAUUUGCCACAGUUCUUCUAUCUAUUUAGGAUGUCUCAAUUGAUUCUGUCUCUUUAUGUAAUCUCAGACUGACACGAUGUUUAGUGGGGGGCUCUGUUGGGGUCAUGCCAUCUGUUGCAGGGUUCCCUGUUCUUCUUUUCUGUUCCAUUAUAUUUGCAAAAUGAAUGUUUGGGAGUCUAAAAUUUACAUUUCCUAUUGACACACUACAGCUAAAGAUAUAAAUAACCAUCUUAAGACAAAUGUUUUUGUGAAACAUCUUAUGUGCCUAAGACUUUUGCACAGUACUGUAUGUUUAAUAAAAUAUGUUUUAUAACUUA